Aspergillus brunneoviolaceus CBS 621.78 is the source of this 948-nucleotide messenger RNA. RefSeq names its product zinc metalloprotease. Gene Ontology annotation, molecular function: metallopeptidase activity. The record is from RefSeq and is a predicted model, not a curated record. Lineage: Eukaryota; Fungi; Ascomycota; Eurotiomycetes; Eurotiales; Aspergillaceae. The transcript is spliced from 2 exons. The coding region runs from base 1 to 948 and encodes 315 amino acids.
AUGGCUCGGAAUUUCAUAUGCCCUUUGUUGGUGCUCAUCAUGAUGGGUAUACAGGUCUUGUGCGGCGCGUCGUCUUUAGACCGCGGCUUCUGUGCCACGCCUGCGCCCAGCGAACGACUGAAAGCAGAAUUUAGGAGGCUGAGUAUGUCAAUACCACGAACCAACUCGAGCUUUGUAUAUGAGCCCCGAGAGGCCGAAAGCACGAUUGAAAUAGAAACAUGGUUUCAUAUCGUGAGCAGCCAGGCUGCAGCCAACUCGGUUUCGGACCAGAUGAUAGCCUCCCAGUUGAUCUAUCUACAAAAGGCAUAUGAGAAUGCCACCAUAUCUUAUCGCCUCAAAGGCAUUACUCGUCAUGUGAACGAUACAUGGGCCCACAACCAGGAUGAAAUUGCCAUGAAGAGUGCUUUGCGCCGUGGGAGUUACAGCACUCUUAAUGUUUAUUUCCAGACAGAUCUUCAGAUUUCAUCUGAUGGAGGUGCUCGAGCAUUGCGCGAUGUCUCUGCGCGACAGAUGGGAACUCUAUCGUCCAGCGUACUCGGCUUUUGCACUCUGCCUGACCCAAGCAUGAAUGCCAGUAGCCCACGUUCCACCUAUAUAAAGGACGGCUGUAACGUCCUGGCCAGGACUAUGCCUGGAGGUUCCUUAGCGCAUUACAACCGAGGAGGAACGGCCGUCCACGAGAUUGGGCACUGGAACGGACUUCUCCAUACAUUCGAAGGAGACACUUGCUCAUCCAAUAACGAAGGCGACUAUAUAGACGACACCCCACAACAAUCUGAACCGACUAAUGGUUGUCCGGCUCAGAAAGACUCAUGUCCAGACCUCCCUGGUCUGGAUGCAAUCCACAAUUUUAUGGACUAUUCAUCUGAUGAUUGCUACGAGAACUUUACACCUGAUCAAAUUGAGAGAAUGAGGAAUAUGUGGUUUUCCAUGAGGGCAGGGAAGUGA